ACCUGUAUCAAAUAGAGUCAGCGGAAUGAGAGCACAGUUUCAAAGUUAUAAUAUUCGUUAUCUAUUAAAUCGAACAAAAGAUAGAGUGCAAUUUAUUAUUUAAUAAUGCGUCGAUCCGAUCUGCUAUCUAUAAUAUCCGUUUUGGCAACGAAUGAUACAGUUUUCAAAUAUAACCCUGUGAAUAUAUUGUUCCAUUCUUCUUCAAGGCACUUUUGAUAUGAUAAUAAAAAUCGAGGUCAUCUGGACCAUCUCCGCUCAGUUGCGUUGAACAUCUCGGUGUUUUAUCAAAUUUGGGAAUGCGAAGAAUGAAAUAUCAUGGUUUAUGAUUGAAAACAUCUUUUUUGCGAUUACUCGGGUAUUGUAUGGAAAUAUCCAAGUGGACGUUUGUUCAACGUUCCUUUUCUGUUAAAAUUUCCGUUUACAAAGAUAUGGUAUUACGUAGUUUAAACGCGUGAAUCUAACCUAAUACAGUAUUGGAAAACAUCUCUUGUAUCUGUCAGUACAAUGUUGUUGCGAACGUACAAGUGGGCAUUAAACUGCCAAUUUAAACAGCUUGCUCGUAAUUUUGGAAUAUUAAAGCAUCAACCAGCUCUUGGAUUUGAACAUCAUGUUGCUAAACUGCCGAUAAUACAACAUGUUAGAUGUAAAUCUAACACUCCAAUGAAUACCAUUAUACUAUUUGUUCCACAACAAGAGGCAUGGAUUGUUGAAAGAAUGGGAAAGUUUCAUAGGAUUCUAAACCCAGGGUUAAACAUUCUUACACCAAUAAUUGAUAGAAUUAAAUAUGUUCAGUGUCUCAAAGAAAUAGCUAUAGAAAUACCUCAACAAAGUGCUGUUACCUCAGAUAAUGUAACAUUAAAUAUUGAUGGUGUAUUAUACUUAAGAGUAGUUAAUCCAUUUCUGGCUUCAUAUGGUGUUGAUGAUCCUGAGUUUGCCGUAGUUCAAAUAGCUCAAACUACAAUGAGAUCUGAGCUAGGAAAAAUACCUUUGGAUAAUGUAUUCAGAGAAAGAGAAGGGCUCAAUGUUUGUAUCGUUGAGAGUAUAAAUAAAGCAAGUGAAGCUUGGGGAAUAGCUUGUCUAAGAUAUGAAAUACGUGACAUAAGACUACCUCAGAGAGUACAAGAAGCAAUGCAAAUGCAAGUGGAAGCAGAACGCAAGAAGAGAGCUGCAGUUUUAGAAUCAGAAGGAACUAGAGAAGCAGAAAUAAAUAUAGCAGAAGGAAAACGUUUAGCGCAGAUUCUAGCAUCCGAGGCUAUAAAACAAGAAGAAAUAAAUAAGGCGGUUGGUACUGCACAGGCUUUAGUGGCCAUUGCAGAAGCACGUGCAAAGAGUUUAAAACUUGUGGCAAAUGCUCUCAAUAUGACAGAUGCAAAAAAUGCAGCAGCAUAUAGUAUAGCAGAACAAUAUGUCAAAGCAUUCAACAAAUUGGCAAAGGUCAACAAUACUUUGAUCUUGCCCAGUAAUGUUUCUGAUGUGUCUUCCUUAGUAACACAAGCAAUGACGAUUUAUAAACAAGUUAUGUCUCAGCCUACUUUAGAUAAUCCUGAUGCAAAAGAGAACAAAGAUGCUCUCAGUGUUGAUGACUCAGACGAAUCUUUCGAAUAUUUCAGUGACAAAGAAGAAGCAGAGAAGCACAGAAGCAGCAAAAUAAAGCAAAAUCCUAAAGUAUUGUAAAAUAUUUAUACAUAACAUAAAUAUAUUUUGAUUUUUACUAUGUAUCUUU
Molecule: messenger RNA, 1723 nt
Organism: Bombus impatiens (common eastern bumble bee)
Lineage: Eukaryota; Metazoa; Arthropoda; Insecta; Hymenoptera; Apidae
Gene: Stoml2
Product: stomatin-like protein 2, mitochondrial
Exons: 8
Coding region: 505-1674 (389 amino acids)
Cellular component (GO): membrane
Source: RefSeq, a predicted model, not a curated record